CCGCACAGCGCGCCGGGUCGGAACCCCCUGGGGCGGGCGGUGGAGCGCCCCCCUCCGGGCCCGCCGAUCCCCGCGCCCCGCCCGCCCCAGGGUCGCCAUGGCAACGGACGCCGGGUUCGGGACUCCGACUCGCCGAGCCCGCAGCUCCGCGGGAGGCGCCCGGCCCAGCCGCCAGCCCGGGGCUCCGAUGGAGAGCGCGGACCGCACGCCCGCGACCGAGGAGUGCCGGAAGAUCCUCGAGAACCUCGAGUCGACCAUUGAACAGUUCCGGUUCAGCCCCAGACUUACUAUUUCAGAUGAUUUGAAAGUUGGCUUUUUCAGUACAGACCAUGCUACUCAAACAGAUUACAGUGAAAUUCUGCCAUUAAAAGAGUUGAGUUCAUCUACAGAAAAGCUAAUACAGAUUAUUAGAUCUCUUCAAGUGGAUUUUGGGUUCCUCAAACAAUUGCUUCAGUUGAAAUUUGAGGACCGUCUUAAAGAAGAAUCUUUCAGUCUCUUCACUGCUCUACAUGACAGGAUCCUAAAAAUUGAAAAACAUUAUCAAGAGAAUGAGGACACCAUAAGAAAAUGCUACAAUCAGCAGUUGGCUGAUGCCAUAGCAGUUAUCAAAGGAAUGUACAAGCAAUUCUUUGAGGUGGAAGAAGAGUCUUUUGUGCAAGAAUCAGCUACGAUCAAAAUGAGUAUUUUGUUAAAAAAACUGAAGGAGAGAGAAGAGAUUAUUAAGGAAUUAAGAGAAGAACUAGACCGAUAUGAAGAGUCUAGACUUCAAAGACUUGACGCUUUUGCCAGAGAGACGACCCUGGAGAGGGAAAAUUUGGAGUACAAAGUAGCAAACGAGAGACUGCUUCAAAUCAUUUCAGAACUGGAAGAAGCAAUCCGACUCAACCUAAAGGAAAAUUCAGUAUUAGAAGAUGAAAUUAUAAGUCUGAAAGAGAUGGCAGAAAAGAAUCAUAAAACCAUUCAAAAGCUAACGGAUGGUAGAGACAGAUUACUAUGUGAGCUUGAUUAUGAAAAAUCAUUAGUUCAAGAAAUGAUUAAUAAACAGAAGGAGGACAUGGAAAUAAGGAAAAAGUUGGACAGCUCAGGCAGCAAGAGCCUGAAACCAGUCAAAGUGAAAGAAACCGCUUUGUCUCCGUGGCCCUCACAGCCCAGGAUUCCAUCCAGAAAUAGAGCCAUUUCAAGGUCACACUCACCCUCCCUCACUGUAGCGACUGUUAAGACCAAGAUAGUUAAGACACCAAAGAAAUCUGCAAAGGAAGAGCAGCCCGUGACUGAAGACAAACGUAUUUUGGAGGAGCAAAUACACAUACUAAAGGCUAAUUUAGAAAAUGAGAAAAAGAAGACAGAAAGAUAUAAAAAAGAGUCAGAUCGGAUAAGCAAAAACUGGGAAAAGAAAUUCUACAUUCUCAAGAAUAGCUUUCAUGUCCUUAAAAAUGAGAUGUUUACUAGGCACACAUUGUUUCGUCAGUUUGCAGUACUUGCUGAUACAUCCUUCAAUUAUAUUAAAUUGAAGCCUUUAUUCGUGCAGUCUAAAUUGAACUCGAUGACAGGUUCUACAUCUUCUGGAAGUGAUCAUACACCUUUGAUAGAUAAGGACCUGGAUGCAGUCAGUGAUCAGACAUUUUCCCCCUCUUUAUCAAAAGGGAGGUUGUCAGGAAAGCUGGAAGAGGAGCCUUUGGAGAAGUCAUCGAUACCCCAGAUAAACCCAGUGGACGAUAUUGAUGCUCCUGAGUAG
Molecule: messenger RNA, 1735 nt
Organism: Nyctereutes procyonoides (raccoon dog)
Lineage: Eukaryota; Metazoa; Chordata; Mammalia; Carnivora; Canidae
Gene: CUNH10orf67
Product: chromosome unknown C10orf67 homolog
Exons: 16
Coding region: 98-1735 (545 amino acids)
Source: RefSeq, a predicted model, not a curated record